This is a messenger RNA of Empidonax traillii (willow flycatcher), 3927 nucleotides long. RefSeq names its product AF4/FMR2 family member 1 (gene AFF1). The coding region runs from base 86 to 3775 and encodes 1229 amino acids. NCBI's taxonomy places the organism in Eukaryota, Metazoa, Chordata, Aves, Passeriformes, Tyrannidae. The transcript has 21 exons. Gene Ontology annotation, biological process: regulation of gene expression. Gene Ontology annotation, cellular component: super elongation complex; nucleus. The record is from RefSeq and is a predicted model, not a curated record.
ACUGUGGGCUCGGGCAGCGGGGUAGAGCCCGGGCGGCUAAGGGGAGAGCUCAUGGAAAGAGGACGCUCGGCAGAUUAACCCCGCGAUGGCUGCUCAGUCGAGCUUGUGCAAUGAGGACAGAAACUUGCUGCGUAUUCGAGAGAGAGAGAGACGGAGUCAGGAGGUUCUAGAGAAGAAAGACCAGUUCUCAAAGAAGACUCCCCUCUUUGCAGAACCCUACAAGACUAAUAAAGAAGAUGAGUUGUCAAGCCGAAUUCAGAACAUGCUGGGCAAUUAUGAGGAGGUCAAGGAGUUCAUGAGCAACAAAUCCUGUCAGAAUCUCAUAGGAAUUCCAAAAAGUGUUGCUCCUCUGAUCCCACCAGGACAACCUGAUUGCCCAUACUUUCCUGGAAAGACCAGCCAUACAUUACCAUCUUCAUUCCAGCACCUGCCCAGCCAUCCACCCGUGGGACCUAUGGUUAUAGCACCUCGUCCUCCAAACCACUCCAUUCACUACCAAAAGGCACAAUCAGGAACACAACUGGCUUCAGGUUUUCACACCAAGAGUCACAGCUUAUCAAACAGUGGGAGCCAAGGUCAAGGAUGCAAUCGGGGUGGCCGGGAAAGUCAGGCAGGUUUUCAGCACAGUCAGAAUGACAAGCCUGGGGAUGGUGAAGGUCAUGCUCAUGAACUGCAGGCCUCCCCUUUGCCACUUUCCCCAUUACUGCCAUGUUUGUUGUCUUCUCCAGUGGCACCCCUGUCACCUCUACAUUCCAGCCAGCAUAUCAAUUCCAGGUCACAGAACAGCAGCAAAAGUCAUGGGCCGACCUACAGUCAAACCAAAUCAUUUCAGGACCUAGUGACAGGAUCACAGGAGAAGGAAAGUCAGGACAGCUCAGCUGUUAGCUUGACCAGCACCACUCAGCCUUCCUCUCAGACUUUUCCACCAUCUUUGACAUCAAAAGCCAGUGCAAUGCAGCAGAAACCAACUGCCUAUGUCAGACCCAUGGAUGGCCAAGAUCAGGCACCAUUUGAAUCCCUGGAACUCAAACCUCUCAUGGAGGAAUACCAUGAAGGACCUAAUGAAGAUCUCUUGGAUUUGAAGGCAAAAGUCAUAGCUGAAUUAUCCAAAUUGGAAACCCCUUCUGAGCCCAAGAAAGAACCCAAUGAAGAUAUCUCAGAUUUGAAGGCAAAAGCCAAAGCUGAACAAUCCAAAUUGGAGACCCCUUCAGAGCCCGUAGAGCAAACCAACUCCAUUGAUGUGCAGUCCAUUGAAGAGAUUUUGAGGGAAAUGACCCGCUCAUGGCCACCUCCCCUGACAGCUCCUAAUACGCCUACUAAAGCAGAGCCUUCCAAAUUUCCAUUCCCAGCAAAGGAAUUGCAGCCCGAGGGAUUUGUAGCACAGGAUCAGAAGCAGUAUGGCACAGCUUCAGGAACAUUGCCGAGUUCUCAGCCAAGAACGUUAAUGCUCCAGGACGACCUGCAGCUCAGUGAUAGUGAAGAGAGUGGUGACGACCAAGUUGUUGAAAAGUCACCAUCUUCACUUGCACCUCCAAGUUCCUUACAGUCUCAGCCCAAGAGUGUGGCAUCAGCACAUUCCAGCAGCUCGGAGUCAGGGAGCACCAGUGACUCAGAGAGCUCCUCAGACUCGGAGACAGAGAGCCACUCCAGUGACAGUGAAGUGAACGAGCCUCCAAGAGCACCAGCAUCUGAGCCCGAACCACUAACUUCUAAUAAGUGGCAGCUCGACAACUGGCUGACCAAGGUGAACCCGCCAGCAGAGAGUCUCAGUGAAAUUGCCUGUGGGGAUGGACAUGUGGAGGGCAAGAGGCAGGAGCCAGGCUUUAGUAGCAAUUCCUCCCAUAGGCAUGCUGAGCCAAGGGAGCCUCAUCACCAGAGCCAAGUGGCCAGGGCUCCUCGGGACACUCAUCUUCCAACAAAACACAACUGCCAGAAGCCUCCUGUGCAUGCUGAGGAGCCUUUGCCCAGACAGACUGUAGGUAUCAAAAGGCCCAGCAAGCCUGUGGUGCACGAGGGGUCCAAGAGAGGCCUGAAGGUGGAGAGUGACCCUGGUCCUUUGGAGGUCAGAGACCAGUCUUCCAAGGACAAACCGAAAGUCAAAAAAAUAGUCAAACCAGAAUCCACUGACAGAAAAUACCUGAAGGCAGCACCUCAUGAGCCCUUUGAGAAGAGAAAGCACAAGGGUUCCCACCAGGCCAGUGCCAAAUCCUUCUUGGACCCCAAGCUCACGGAAGAUGCCCAGACACUCGAUGCUCUCAUUCCCCUUCCUCAAGGCCAUGGCACAACCCCCAUCAGGACCAGCAGCUACAGGCCUCAGGAUUUGCACAAGGAGAAAAUGCCUUUGCCUCUUGGGGUGAAGUUGCUCUCACCAGUGAGGGACCCCCCAACCGGUGACCGCCUUGUGGUGAAAAUAGAUCUCCGUCACCUGGCGAAAAUCCCUCAGCCCCACAGGAAAGACCGACACCAAAAGAGAACAGAGACCAAGGGCCUCCCUGGUUCAAAGAAGCAGGACUUGAAAAGGAAAACCACAGAUGCUCCUGAGGAGUCCCUUCAAAAGAGGAAGAGGGAAGAAAAAGAGGAGACUGAUAGGAAGAAAAAGAAAUCAGAAAAAGAAACAAAAUCAUUGCAGUCUUCAGCUAACAAAGACUCCAGUAAAGUGAAAGCACCAAAAACUUCAUUUGAAACCCAGAAGAAAGACGUGUUGCCCCCACCACUGCCACCCACAUCUACUGCACAUCCUGCACCAAAGUCAACCAAGAUGGCACAAAAGAGACCCAGAACUGAGACUGAUGAUCUGCCUACUGUGGAUAACCCUGCUAGGAACAAGAGCAACCACAAGGAUCCUCUGUCUGCCAAGCACAGGAAAGUGGAAGGAAAUCAUAUGGAACUGUCGAAGGGCAUCAAAGGAUCUGCAAGGGACGACAAAAAGCCUUUCCCAGUGCCUUUUUUGCCAAAUGGUACCUCCAAGCCAAGAAGACCUCAACUCAAGUUUGAAAAACAGCAUUCAAAGGAAUACUACUUCGAACAGGCCCAGAGGCUGAAGCACCAAGCUGAUGCAAUGACUGACAAGACUGGAAAGGCCUUUCAGUACUUAGAGGCUGCACUGUUGUUCAUCGAAUAUGGAGUUGCCUUGGAAUCAGAUGCACUAGAGCCAAAGUCAGCCUACAGCAUACUCAACGACACCAUAGUUCUCAUCAAAUUCAUUAUGACGUUGAAACCGUUUGCAGACUCCUCAGUCUCUCCACAUGGAAAAAUCUUUGCUGUAUUACGCAUGCGCUGCCAGUCCAUUCUACACAUGUCAAUGUUUGUUUACAAAAAAGACACUGCAAUGAGGUAUUCCAGACUCCUGAAUGACCACUUCAAGAGUAAUUUCAGAGUAAUACAAGCGCCUUCUCCAGGUGUUGCAAGAAGCACAGGCUUGCCUUCUCCUCUUUCUCCAAUACCCUCUCCUGCUGGUUCUGUGAGCUCUCAGCCAGGAUCAAAUGAUAGCAACAGCACUGGCCACAACGGCGUUGGCAACGGUGUUGGCUCUACAGUCACUGUCUCCUCUCAUAUCUCAAGCGUCACCUCUUCCUAUGUCAACAUCACUUCCUACAUCCUCCAUGCCUAUGAAAUUUGGGAAAAGGCUGACACACUGGCCAGAAAAAAUAAGGAGUUUUUUUCUGAACUCAGCAAAGCGACCUGUGCUCUGGCACUGACCAGUAGCCUGACUGACCUGGUACACUACAUCAGACAGGGAUUACAGUGGCUGAGACUGGAAGCAAAUAUGCCUUAACUGGUUCUCCAGGUGGUUAAAUACCUUGAAGUUUGUUGCACUUUUGAAGCCUCAGAAACAGUUUAAUUUUUUGUUUUUUAAUGUUCUAUACAAGCACCUGCAAAGGAAAAUAUUUUAAAUAAAGUUGGAAGUUAUCUGGUUACACUGGAAAA